Messenger RNA from Bufo bufo (common toad), 572 nucleotides. Its product is annotated as histone H2A type 1-like. The transcript has a single exon. The coding region runs from base 1 to 393 and encodes 130 amino acids. The record is from RefSeq and is a predicted model, not a curated record. NCBI's taxonomy places the organism in Eukaryota, Metazoa, Chordata, Amphibia, Anura, Bufonidae. Gene Ontology annotation, molecular function: structural constituent of chromatin; protein heterodimerization activity; DNA binding. Gene Ontology annotation, cellular component: nucleosome.
AUGUCUGGACGCGGCAAACAAGGAGGCAAGGUCCGGGCUAAGGCCAAGACCCGCUCCUCCCGGGCAGGGCUCCAGUUCCCGGUCGGCCGAGUGCACAGGCUCCUCCGCAAGGGCAACUACGCCCAGAGGGUGGGCGCCGGCGCUCCCGUCUACUUGGCCGCUGUGCUCGAGUAUCUCACCGCCGAGAUCCUGGAGCUGGCCGGCAAUGCCGCCCGCGACAACAAGAAGACCCGCAUCAUCCCCCGCCACCUGCAGCUGGCCGUGCGCAACGACGAGGAGCUCAACAAGCUGCUGGGCGGCGUCACCAUCGCCCAGGGAGGCGUCCUGCCCAACAUCCAGGCCGUGCUGCUGCCCAAGAAGACCGAGAGCACCAAGUCGGCCAAGAGCAAGUGAGCCCGGAACCAAAGGCUCUUCUAAGAGCCCCCCACAUGGUCUGUACGACUGAGCUGGCGAUGCCGCUGAUCUCCGCUGUGGAGGCGUCACACAGGGGCACUUACCGCUCCUGACUAGAGAUGGGGAGUUUGGAUCUUUGGCUCCAGUUGCUGACAAGUGACCCGGAGCCGGAUAGGUAA